Haliotis rufescens (red abalone) is the source of this 1815-nucleotide messenger RNA. RefSeq lists its product as uncharacterized. The record is from RefSeq and is a predicted model, not a curated record. Bases 1 to 1815 code for a protein of 604 amino acids. The transcript is spliced from 2 exons. Lineage: Eukaryota; Metazoa; Mollusca; Gastropoda; Lepetellida; Haliotidae.
AUGUCGCCAGUGGCGGGAAAGGGCAGACGACACGACCCUCUAUCCCGCGGACAAUUGCAGAAGAAGCUCUGCCAAAGCCAGCACCACCAGGAACCCAGGACCACCAGGAACACAGCACCACCAGGAACCCAGCACCACCAGGAACCCAACACCACCAGGAACCCUGCAACACCAGGAACACAGCACCACCAGGAACCCUGCAACACCAGGAACACAGCACCACCAGGAACCCUGCAACACCAGGAACACAGCACAACCAGGAACCCAGGACAACCAGGAACACAGCACCACCAGGAACCCAGGACAACCAGGAACACAGCACCACCAGGAACCCUGCAACACCAAGAACACGGCACCACCAGGAACCCUGCAACACCAGGAACACGGCACCACCAGGAACCUUGCAACACCAGGAACACAGCACCACCAGGAACCCAGGACAACCAGGAACACAGCACCACCAGGAACCCUGCAACACCAGGAACACGGCACCACCAGGAACCCUGCACCACCAGGAACACAGUCCCAUCAGGAACACAGCACCACCAGGAACCCAACACUCAACACCACCAGCAACACAGCAACACCAGGGACCCUGCAACACCAGGAACACAGCACCACCAGGAACCCUGCAACACCAGGAACACAGCACCACCAGGAACCCAGGACAACCAGGAACACAGCACCACCAGGAACCCAGGACAACCAGGAACACAGUACCACCAGGAACACAGUCCCAUCAGGAACACACACCCACAAGGAACGGAGCACCACCAGGAACACGGCACCACAAGUAACACGGCACCACCAGUAACCCAGCACCACCAGGAACACAACACCACCAGGAAUACAGCACCACCAGGAACACAGCACCACCAGGAACCAAACACUCAACACCACGAGCAACACCAGGAACACAGCACAACCAGGAACACAGCACCACCAGGAACCCUGCAACACCAGGAACACAGCACCACCAGGAACCCUGCAACACCAGGAACACAACACUACCAGGAACACAGCACCACCAGGAACACAGCACCACCAGGAACCCAGGACAACCAGGAACACAGCACCACCAGGAACCCUGCACCACCAGGAACACAGCCUCACAAGGAACCCAGGACAACCAGGAACACAGCACCACCAGGAACACAGCCCCACCAGGUACACAGCACCACAAGGAACCCUGCAACACCAGGAACACAACACCACCAGGAACACAGCACCACCAGGAACACAGCCCCACAAGGAACCCAGGACAACAAGGAACACAGUACCACCAGGAACCCAGGACAACCAGGAACACAGCACCACCAGGAACACAGCCCCACCAGGAACACAGCUCCACAAGGAACCCUGCAACACCAGGAAUCCAGCACCACCAGGAACCCAGCACCACGAGGAACCAAACAUCACCAGGAAUCAAGCACCACCAGGAACCCAGCGCCACCAGGAACCCAACCCCACCAGGAACACAGCACUACCGGGAAUCCAGCGCCACCAGGAACCAAGCACCACCAGGAACCAAGCACCACCAGGAAUCCAGCGCCACCAGGAACCCAGCGCAACCAGGAAUCCAGCACCACCAGGAAACCAGCACCACCAGGAACUGAACACCACCAGGAAACCAGCACCACCAGGAACUCAAAACCACCAGGAAACCAGCACCACCAGGAAACCAGCACCACCGGGAAUCCAGCACCACGAGGAAUUCAGACAACAAAAUAUUAUAACAAGAUCGGGUCAGCGGGGAUCGAACAGACGUUCUCAAUUACGUUAAUUAACGUAUUCGCAAAUAAUCUUACAAAUUAG